Molecule: messenger RNA, 3590 nt
Organism: Strongylocentrotus purpuratus (purple sea urchin)
Lineage: Eukaryota; Metazoa; Echinodermata; Echinoidea; Camarodonta; Strongylocentrotidae
Product: probable ATP-dependent RNA helicase DHX40
Cellular component (GO): intracellular anatomical structure
Molecular function (GO): ATP binding; RNA binding
Source: RefSeq, a predicted model, not a curated record
GGAGAAAAGUUAAGCCGGUACCGGUGAUCAACGAACAAACUAAUCAAAAUGGCAGCUUCCAUGGGUCGAGAGUUGUUGCCUAUUCAUGGUUUCAAAGAUGACAUACUGAAAUCCAUCCAAGAUUCUAGAGCUUUAGUCAUAAUAGGAGAAACUGGAAGUGGCAAAACUACACAACUUCCUCAAUUUUUAUAUGAAGCUGGUUUCCACAAGCAUGGGAUGAUCGGGGUGACUCAGCCAAGGCGUGUGGCAGCCACGUCUGUUGCAUCAAGGGUUGCUGAUGAGAUGAGAUGCAACGUUGGAGGCAAGGUUGGAUACCAAGUCCGUUUUGAUGACUGUACAUCAGAUGAGACGGCAAUCAAGUACAUGACAGAUGGGUGUCUCCUGAGGGAGUUCCUCCGAGACAGGGAGCUCAGUCAAUACAGUGUCAUUGUUCUGGAUGAGGCACAUGAAAGGAGUUUAGAUACAGACAUCUUGUUUGGCCUUGUGAAGCAACUCUUUCUCUCUGAUAAGGAACUGAAAUCUUCCAAACGGCAACACCGCCUCAAGGUGGUGGUGAUGUCAGCCACCCUGGAUCAGGGCAAGUUCUCUGACUUCUUGGGCGGUUGUCCCAUAUUUGAGAUCCCCGGAAGGUUGCACCCUGUAAAGGAUAUAUACUGCAGUCUGAUCGAGGAGAAGGAUAUGGGCAAGAACAUCACAGUCAACUAUGUAUCUAAAGUUGUAGACACAGUGAUGGAGAUCCACUUGGAACAGAAGCAGGGAGACAUUUUGGUCUUUCUUACUGGCCAGGCCGAGAUUGAACAGUGCUGCGACAAGCUGUUCCAGAAGUCAGAGCGGGUCGACUAUCGUCAUGAUGUCAGAGACCGUUCUGUCAAGGCCUUGAUGGUACUCCCUGUUUAUGGAUCCAUGCCAACUGAAUUACAGCAGAGGAUAUUUGCUCCUGCUGAGGCUGGAGUUAGGAAAUGUGUUGUAGCUACCAACAUCGCUGGGACAUCUCUCACCAUCGAUGGUAUCAUAUAUGUUGUUGACAGUGGUUUUGUGAAGCAGAUGUCAUAUAAUCAUCGGACAGGACUUGACGCUCUGCAAGUUGUUCCUAUUUCAAGAGCUGAAGCCAUACAGAGAGCAGGGAGAGCUGGACGUACCGCACCAGGCAGAUGUUACAGAAUCUACAGCAAAGGUUUCUAUGAGAACUGUAUGACCGAAGACAUGAUACCAGAGGUACAGAGAAGCAGUCUGACCAAUGUGGUGCUCAACCUCAAGUGUAUGGGAAUACACAAUAUUCUCAAGUUCCCCUUUGUAGAUCAGCCUGAAGAGAGAAUGCUUCUUGAAGCUCUACGCCAACUUCACUAUUAUGGUGCUAUUGACAAAAAAGGGAAUAUCACCAGUCUUGGUCAUCUGUUAGUGGUACCCCUUCCUCUGUCUCUGGCUAGGGCUGUGAUCUAUUCAGGAGCACUAGGUUGUUCUGAAGCCGUGUUGCCUAUUGCUUCCAUGCUAUCUGUGGAGAAUGUCUUCAUUAGACCUGGGGGUGAUACCGAUAAGCAGGCCGAAGCAAACAAAGCACAUCAGAAGCUAGCCGAUAAGGGAGGAGGCUCUAAUGAUUUCACUACUCUGUUAGCCAUCUUUCAAAAGUGCAGUGAAAGUGACUCUCCGUCAAGAUGGUGCAAGAAGCAUAGCAUACAUUGGAGAGGGGUCAAGACGGCUAUGAGUGUACACAAACAGCUUGAGACCAUCCUGGAACAACAGAUGAAGAAUCCUGAUUUUCCAGAGGAGCAUGACUCUGGUUCGACCAGCGAUUGUCUGAGGAGAGCCCUCUGUGCCGGGUUCUUUGGUAAGGUGGCUCGGAAGGCUACGACGGGGCAUGGCUAUCGCACCAUGGAAGGCCAUAGCAUAGGGGUCUUCCUUCACCCUUCAUCUUGUUUGUUUGGAAGAGACGAGGAACUGGACUGGGUGAUCUACAAUGAGGUCAUGCUUACAUCUAAAGUCUUCAUGAGGACAGUCUGCCCGGUGAAAUAUGAAUGGAUUAAGAACCUUCUGCCCAGACUUCAUGAGCUAGAUGCGUAUGCUUUGAGCGGCUGUCUGGCGCCAUCUAUUGACAAGACUGAAACCGAAGAUUCCGACGACAGGGAGGGGAAGAAAGAAAGCGGGAGUAGCGAGAAGAAAAAGAAGCAUAAAGACCCCUCUGUGGACGAGUCCGCCAAAGUGAUCCGCAGGAAUAAUGACACUUCUGUUUCUGACGCAAGACAGAGGUACUUGGAGAGAAAGAGUGCUAAGCUAAAACCUUGACAUGUUUAACCCACACAUUUUUGUAACUUUAAUUUAUUAUAUUGAUAAUGUGGAAUAUUUAGGUAGAGAGGGAGGGGGAAUGGGCACUGAUUUGGAAAGCUCAAAACAGAUUUGUACAUUUAAGUAUGCAUUGACAUACAUGUAUCUACUACUCUAAGCUUGUCAGGUUUUAUUGAUAGUUGCCUGACAUAGCAGUAAUCUAUGUCUUCACAGGAUAGAAUUUGGCCAUGCAGGACAUGACAUUUAUACAACGCCCUGAAUAUUAUAGGCGUAGAACUUACUUGUACCAUCUUGUGUGUAUGCAUGUGUGUGUGUGUGUGUGUGUAUGUUUUUGUGCUUCUUUACUGUGUACAAACAUGGUCCAAUAAGAUAUUGAUCUUAAUAUAUGUUAAUUUGUGGGUGUAUAGUCGUUCUUGAAGUAGGCAAGAAGAAAAGCCAUCCUUUUCUGAGGAUUUUUUUUCUUCUUCUACAAUACUCUUCCACAAUUAGGCAAAAAAGAGUGAAAUGCUCCCAGAUUAUUUUUCACCUUAGGGCCAGAACUCAACCUUAAUCUCUUUCAUCCGGAAAUAAGUUAAGAGAGAUAAGCAAAUAGUAUGAGCAAGGAGCCUUGUCGGAUUGAUAAAGACUUUAUGUUGAGCUUCAUGGCAGAUGUUUGUGAUUUCUAGCAAGUAUGUAUUUGUUUACAUUAUACGCCCAAACAACCUAUCUGUAUCAUGAACUGCAAGUAUUCAAAAGAACAUAAAGCCAUUUCUCUCGAAAUGCAGUCAAAAGAAUUUUUUUUUAAUACAUUUUUGCCCCACCACUGGUGUAACAAUCCUGGAUCUGAAACAGUAAUGUGUUAUUAACCAUUUGUUCAUUUUUGUUUUACUUGUUUCUAAUACAUGUACUGUAUAUUAUCUGUAAUAAAGAAAAGAAUGAUGCCUAUAAUGCUUUGUUCCUGCCAAAGUAGAUUUUAUUAUUUUUAUUUUAACAUAAUCACAACAAUCCAUACAUAAACAUAUUUAAACAGAGUAAACAACAACAUUCUGAAUUUCACUAUAAAGAGGCACAUGUGCAUACAGCCACUCAAUAAUCUUAUGUACAGUUUUAGACAACAGCCCAAUUGAUCCAAGGUCUGGCCCAGAGACCAACAAUUGUAGGAUUGGUUCACUGGGGGGGGGGGGGGUUCAUUUGUUCAUGCAGCUAGCAAUUCACGAUACCAAUAAAUUCAGUCUCUCAACCAAGGUCGAACCAUUAUUAAACAGAGUAAACUUUGGUCCUGGUGGGCCUUUCAUAGCUCUUGAGGCACACAGAUGGCAAACAUAAAAUGA